Diabrotica balteata is the source of this 567-nucleotide messenger RNA. The record is from the annotation of a GenBank genome assembly. Lineage: Eukaryota; Metazoa; Arthropoda; Insecta; Coleoptera; Chrysomelidae.
AUGGUUUUAUCAAAGCCUCUUGUAAAUUUUUUAAGUUUCUAUUUUGGCCAACUGUUUGAACAUCCCCUGAGAACAAAAGCUAUAACAUGUUCAAUUAUCGCUACUGCUGGUAAUUACACAUCACAAAAGUUAUCAGGAGAGAAAGUAAUUAAUCAUCACAGUCUACUUGCCUAUGGAUUAUAUGGAUUAAUUUUUGGCGGAUCCAUCCCUCAUUACUUUUACAGCUUCUUAGAAAGAGCAAUAUCCGAAGAUGCAUCAUUUGCUGUUGUCAGGAAACUGCUACUUGAAAGACUGAUCUAUUUACCGCUAUACCAAGCUUUCACAUUAUACGUAUUGGCUAGAAUGGAAGGAAAAAGUCACAAUGCUGCUAUGAAACAAUUGCAAGAUUUGUAUUGGGUGCUCCUUAGCAGUAGUUGGAAAUAUUUGACUGUUAUUCACUUGCUCAAUCUCAGUGUUGUUCCUCCUGUGCUCCGAGUACUCGUCACUAACCUAAUGGGCUUCUUCUGGACCAUCUAUCUAGCAAAUAAGAGACGACAACAACAAGCAAAAAGCAAGAGAUCCAAGUAA